Molecule: messenger RNA, 2580 nt
Organism: Oncorhynchus nerka (sockeye salmon)
Lineage: Eukaryota; Metazoa; Chordata; Actinopteri; Salmoniformes; Salmonidae
Product: HUWE1-associated protein modifying stress responses-like
Exons: 4
Coding region: 71-922 (283 amino acids)
Source: RefSeq, a predicted model, not a curated record
AGGGAGGGUGGGGGGGGGGUACCCACAUAUAAUAAACCGUAACGUAAUAGACGCUUAAUUGCGAUUUAUUAUGGAGGAGAAGAAGGAGAAGGAGGGCGAAGCGGAGAUCCAGGAGCACGGUCCCGAACAUUGGUUCUCCAAAUGGGAGCGGCAGUGUUUGGCCGAAGCGGAGCGACAGGAGCCGAGCGACGACGAGUCGGAGCAAAGUCAGCAGAAACUAUGGCAUCUUUUCCAAAAUUCAGCCACUGCGGUCGCACAACUAUACAAAGACAGAGUUUGUCAACAGCAGGGUCUGUCUCUCUGGGUUCCCUUCCAGAACGCAGCUACUGCCGUCACCAACCUAUACAAAGAGUCACUAGAGUCCCACCAGCGGAGCUAUGAGUUGGGGGUCCAGCGCGCGUACCAGCGUCGUAACAAAGACAUGCUGGCCUGGGUGAAGAAGAGGAGGAGAAACAUCAGGAGGGAGGACCUCAUCAGCUUUUUGUGUGGCAAGGCCCCGCCCCCACGCAACCCCCGUCGCGACGCACAGACACCUAAACACGGCCACGCCCUCUCUGUGAUGUCACCCGGCAGGCCGCCGUCCACGGAGAGCGGGUCGUCUGUCGAGGCUGACCUGCAGCCCUUCAGAGAGGCCAUCGCACUGCACGGCCUGAGUGGGGCGAUGGCCAGUAUAUCCGUUCGUUCCGGUGCCCCUGGCUCUCCGACGCACCUAACACGCGACAGCCCCGUCACUCCGCAGCCGGGUCGUAACCGUAGGAACGGUCUCCACGACGUCGACCUGAACACCUUCAUCGCCGAGGAGAUGGCGCUCCAUUUGGAGAACGCCGCGGCAACCGCUGCAGCCAAUAGGAAGAGGGCGUCUGCCCAGUGCAGUGACGUCAUCACAGACUCGCCCACCCAUAAACGCAACCGGAUGCUCUGAGUGUCCCCGGAUAUCACACACGCACAUCGACGACACACGCUCACACACACACACAUACACACGCUCAAGGCACGUUUCACACACACACACAAAUUACACACGCCAUGCACACUAGAUAUUUCUACUUUGCUAUCGCGGCCCGAGCUGAUUGGAUGAUGACUCGUCCACCAGGCCGGCCAAUCAAACCCUCCCAACCUGGCACCUCCCCCUCUGUUGUUUAAAAAAAAAAAGAGAGAUAAAUGUAAAUGAUUAAAAAGCCACUUAUCCCCUCCCUCCCUCUCCGUCAUCCCUCCUUCCUGUGUUCUCUCCUUUCCUCGUGGUUGGCAUGACAACGACUUGGAAUGAUGGCACAAACAGACUGGUAGCUCACCAGCAGCCUGUCUAGACCACUGGGAUGAAACAGUGUUGGCCAUGUGUUCUGAGUGGUGGGCUAGGUGGGGAAAUGGGACAGACCUGCCCCCCCCCCUGUUACUAGAGGUGUGUUGGGGUCCUGAGGCCUAGAAGCCUUCCUGUAUAGUAGCCCCUCCCCCCUCCUGUUACUAGAGGUGUGUUGGGGUCCUGAGGCCUAGAAGCCUUCCUGUAUAGUGGCCCCUCCCCCCUCCUGUUACUAGAGGUGUGUUGGGGUCCUGAGGCCUAGAAGCCUUCCUGUAUAGUGGCCCCUCCCCCCUCCUGUUACUAGAGGUGUGUUGGGGUCCUGAGGCCUAGAAGCCUUCCUGUAUAGUGGCCCCUCCCCCCUCCUGUUACUAGAGGUGUGUUGGGGUCCUGAGGCCUAGAAGCCUUCCUGUAUAGUAGCCCCUCCCCCCUCCUGUUACUAGAGGUGUGUUGGGGUCCUGAGGCCUAGAAGCCUUCCUGUAUAGUAGCCCCUCCCCCCUCCUGUUACUGGAGGUGUGUUGGGGUCCUGAGGCCUAGAAGCCUUCCUGUAUAGUAGCCCCUCCCCCCUCCUGUUACUAGAGGUGUGUUGGGGUCCUGAGGCCUAGAAGCCUUCCUGUAUAGUAGCCCCUCCCCCCUCCUGGUUACUAGAGGUGUGUUGGGUUCCUGAGGCCUAGAAGCCUUCCUGUAUAGUAGCCCCUCCCCCCUCCUGUUACUAGAGGUGUGUUGGGGUCCUGAGGCCUAGAAGCCUUCCUGUAUAGUAGCCCCUCACCUCUCAAGCGACUGUGGCUCUUGUCUCCCUCCUCUCGAUGUGUGUGUGUUGGACAGAACUGCCACUAAGUGUGUGUGUGACUUGUCUUUGCCUUUUGAGGAAGCUGCUAUCUCUGGCACAGCGGGAAGUUCUGGGGUGUGUGUCUGCCAGCACGUGUGUGUGGCUGUGUGUGUGGCUGUGUGUGUGGCUGCGUGUGUGGCUGCGUGUGUGUGUGUGUGUUCGUUGAGCACAAUCCUGACUGGAUUCAUGUGUAUUUGUGUUUUGUUUUAUAAAGCCUCCACCCCAAUAGCUCUUCCUGUCUCCUCUCUCUAACCUUUAACCCCAAGUCCUCUUAUCUACAGUGUAUAUACAUUAUGACAACUAGGUUCUGCUGUUGUAUGAUGCAGACAUACAUGUGGUACAUAUUGUAAAAAAAAAAAAAAAAAAUUGUAAAAAAAAAAAGAAGUGCAAAACCAUUUUGAAUUGUUUAAAAUGUAAAAUAAUGAUUCUGGCAUUAAACAAACCAAGCUUUUAACUA